Messenger RNA from Musa acuminata AAA Group (dessert banana), 5461 nucleotides. RefSeq names its product B3 domain-containing protein Os03g0120900-like. NCBI's taxonomy places the organism in Eukaryota, Viridiplantae, Streptophyta, Magnoliopsida, Zingiberales, Musaceae. The coding region runs from base 521 to 1546 and encodes 341 amino acids. The record is from RefSeq and is a predicted model, not a curated record. The transcript is spliced from 2 exons. Gene Ontology annotation, molecular function: DNA-binding transcription factor activity; DNA binding.
CCAUAUGAUGAAAUGGACAAGACCACCACAUGAAUCCAGCCGGAUCGAUAAUUCACCCGUCUCCGUCCCUUAUAAACCUACUAUUCUAUCUACUGUGAAGCUACCUUUACUGCUGUGCUUCUCUCUACCCUCACAGCAGCAGCAUGGAUUGUUAGAAGCUACAAAUACCCCACCCCUUCCUUCCGGGAACCUUCGGAGGCAGUGGGAUGGCAGGACAAAGAGAUAAGCCAAGAAAACACAGCAAAUGUACUACUGCACCACCAAAAUCUCAGCCGCUUCCCGAGGAGUCGAUGGGAGCUCUCCUGAUCGACAUCCCUUCCUAGUCAAAAACGAAGGUGCCGACCCUCCACCCCCUUCUCUUCUUUCUUAGCAUCGCACGGGAGAAACCCUUUCUUUAGAUCUCAAAGGAUAAUUGGAGGAGAGGAGGAAGAGAUCAGACACAAGGAUUGGAGACCUUCUCCUGCUAUCGAUUUGGUUUUGGUGUCUUGAGGGAGUCUUUGAGGUUUGAGGAAAUCAGCGGAUGGAGUUCACUCGUGGAAGAGAUAUGUCUCGCAUGACCGAGCAACAAGACGCCCGGAAACAUGCUUCUUUUGUGCCUUCCUCUACCUCCUCCUCCUCCUCGCCGUCGUUGCCGCCGUCGUCCGUCGCUCCUUUCAGGUGGAACGACGGCUCAUCGGGAAGCAGCGGCCGUGGUGAAGAGUCUUGUGUCGAGAAGGAGCACAUGUUCGACAAGGUGGUGACGCCCAGCGACGUCGGCAAGCUCAACCGUCUGGUGAUCCCGAAGCAGCACGCGGAGAAGUACUUCCCGCUGGACGCGGGGGACAACGGCAAAGGGCUGCUGCUCAGCUUCGAGGACCGCAACGGCGAGUCGUGGCGCUUCCGGUACUCCUACUGGAGCAGCAGCCAGAGCUACGUGAUGACCAAGGGAUGGAGCCGUUUCGUGAAGGAGAAGCGGCUCCACGCCGGGGACACCGUCUCCUUCGGUCGUGGCCUCGGCGACUCCGGCCGCGACCAGCUGUACAUCGACUGGAAGCGGAGGCCUGGCAACCAUGACGCGGCCCGGAUGCCGCAGAUUUAUUUCCCUGGAGUCUCGUUUGCGCGGUCCGUAGGACCGUGGGGCACCCAUCUCUUCAUGCCCCCUCCUCCUCCUCCUCCUCCUCCUCCUCCGACGACGACGACGACGGCGUACGACCAACACCUCCAGGGGUAUGGAUGCAAUGUCAUGAGUCCGGGUGCUUUGGGGGGCCAGCUCAUUUUCUUUCGAUCUCCACUCACCGCGCCGCCACCGGUCGAGAUGCACUCCGGUGGCCUCUCCAUGGUUCUUGACCCGGCGCCUGUCGUCCACGACCAGGCCACGGCCAAAAACGUAAGGCUGUUUGGGGUAAACCUCGUCUGCGCCGGCUCAGAAGGUGAACCCGUCCCCCGCAGCGAACGCACAUCUCCGAGUUGGUUACCGUCGCCAGAGGCGUCUGCUCUCCCUCCUCUCCAAAAUCAACACAGCAGCGUCGAGUCCUCGUUGGUUUCAUCUUCGUCGACGAGCAAGUAGCAGCAAUCAUCGUUGGAUCUUGACCUACGAAGGAGAUGGAUACCAAAAAAGAGGGGAUGAUAUCUAUUGCCAUUACCUUCCGUAUCGAUUGGCCAAAGCAUGGAAGAUAGUUCCAAAGCAGUCAACUCGACAUUCCUUAAAGUGGAGGACGGCCGGACAGGUUUGGUGCAGCAGAGGUCAGAUCUAAAUCCUUCUCCAUCCAUUUUCUUUUUCUUUAUGUUACAAUCCAUGCAUCAUAAGUUAACAAUGAUGAGCAUAUAUAGCUGCAAGCAUGUCCUGUCUUGCUUUUUUCCUUGGAAACAAAAAGGAUAGGUUUUUCUAGUUUAAUGUCUUCUGAACUUUCUUUGGACUCUUAUGAAUUAAGGGAGCAGAAUGAAGAAGAUAAGUCUCCUUAUCUUCUGCCACUUCAUUUAAAGGCUGUUAAAGUUGGAUCAGCUUUGCUUUUGCUGCAAAUUGAGUACCAGCGGCUGUAUAUGUUGACUUGACAAGCUUUUUGAUGCUCUUACUGCUCACUAACAGUGCAAAAGGAAUUGAAGAAGAAGAAUUAUUAGCGAAAGCAACUGUGGAGAGCUAAAUCCCCUUUUUGGUUGGCAUUCAUCAUCUCCAACAUCAAAAGCUUUCCAUCAUAACCAUGUUUGUUUUCCGCAUACAACUGCUUGGUAGAAAUCUUGCUUUCCAAUUCUGCAUCAAAUAUACAACCUUAGGAAUAUUAACUUGCUCUUCUUGUUUCAAUGCCUGCAUUUUUCUUCUUUUUCUUCCUUGCUAUGCCUCAAGUAAGUAACAUCCAUAUGGAUCUCUUAAACAACAUUGCUUGCUUCUUUAAAGAAUGUGUCAGUGUCUUCUCCUUUUAUCUUUCUCAAGUGCCACAUCACUGGUUAUUUCAACAUUCAUACUUCCAUUUCUAUAAGGAAAAAAAAACCAAUCCUAAACCUUACUUGAGGUAACAAAAGUAAAUACAGCCAUUCGCAUCAUCGCGAAUCAAAACAUUAAGAUCCCGAAGAAUUAUUGCAUAUUCCCUCACUAGGCAAUCUAGGAUUUGGAAUGAGGAUUAAUGACUUCUACCUGGUAAGAAAAAGUAGGGUUCAACAUAUACUAGCCAUAAUAUCUUCACCUAGCUCCUUGCUAAUGUUGGAUGAAAUACACCAAAUGUUGACAUGGGGUUGCUCAUAGCUAGAAUAGUGACAAUCUAAUAUGUCUCUAUAUCUUCAUAAAUCAUAUUUCUUUAAGCUCUUCACUCUUGUAGGUGCCUUUUAAUUUACAUAGUUUUUAGCCUAAUUGUUGCAUACUGAGUACAUCAUCAUCGAAUUCGGUCAUGCUUUUGAUAAAGAAAAAGCAACAUGGCUACUAAUAUGUUGCGACUGUUCUUCAAACUACAAUAAGAUGAUUGUUUCCUAGUUGGAUAAAGAACCCAAUUAUAAUGUGGGAAUUAUUUUAUUGAUUUUGUAAGGUUGUACACAUGUCUAUAAGUCUUGCAGUACUCAUAUCGGUUGGUGUUGUAUAUGGUCAUGUUGGGUCUCUCUUCUCCAAUCUACUGGUCAUGAAAGAACCGAUGACAAAGAUAUCAAGUUCCAUGUAGAUUGGAAGUUCCAAACUUGUGUUUUGGGCAUGCCCGUAUUUAUAUGGAUUAGAAGCUUGGAAGUUUUGUAUGUUGAAUAUUCCAACAUGCAGAGAAAUACACACUCGGGUAUUGAUGCUUUCCUUUUGCAAAAGCAGUGAGUUCUUCUGACAUAAUAGCUUAAUCAUUAGCUAAGAUGGUUUCAUUGCAUUUCAUAACUAUGUCUGCUUAGUUGAAAGAUAUGUUCUUGUUUUUGUUAUGCACACAUUCUUGGCCUGAUUUGGAGACACACAAGUCUUUCCAUUACAGUAUUAUGUAUUGAUAGAGAAUCGUCCACAGAACAGACAUCAACUAGAGAGAUGAGGAAAGGGAGUGAGGCUUCUUGCUUAAAGCAAGGAGGCUUUGAUACUAGGAAGAGAAUACAUAAUGGAAUGAUUUGUAUUAUGUUGCUUGAUGAUGAAUGAUGUUGUACAUUUAUAUAGAUUGAGAGGAGCUUGGUCCUCUAAUCAUGCUAAUUAGUCAGGGUGAUUACCCUUGAAUCAUAGGAUGAUCGAUACGAUAGAUAAGCGUAUCAAGAUUUCUCCUUGUCAACCAGUUGAUUCUCUAUCACGUAAUAGGAUUAUUAGGAUGAAGAAACUUAGGUCAUAGAUCAUGUGUUACAUGUGUAGUUGGCUAAGGAUACGAUCUCGUUUGAUGCAUAUUUAAGUGGCCAUACAAAGGCUAGCAUAGGUCCAUUCCUGCUGCACACACUGAAUCAGAACCAACAAUGCCAAAGAGAAAGAAACCAAUGGCUUCUUGGCAAAGAAUAUUACACAUAAAGAAUGGAUUUAUAGAAAUUUAUGCAAUGACUGACAUUUCAACCAGCUUGAUUGGCACAAUGCUUUUCAGUCUAACAUCCAUGUAUUGAUUCUGUGACAAUAUGAUGUAGCUGCAGCAGAAGCUCUCUAUGGUGAAUCAAGUCACCUGAAUCUUACAAGUACUAAUGUGACUGUCAUAAUUGGCUGCCAAUAAUGAUUUUAUUUUUCCUCAGCGCGUUUCAUCGUUUGUGAAUAGAAUCCAUGAGUGUGAGGUUUGCCGUCUUCAAGAAAACACAAGCCAAGGAACUGUUGGAAGUCUGGUUCAGAGACAGCCCUCGAUUGCAGUGAAUAUAUCUGUUGUUCUUUCUACAUCCAUGGACAGCAAAUGCCAGGCAGUAAAUUAACUAGCGACUGGGAAGUAACUAUACACAUGCAGUGCGGAGAACACAGAGGCAUCUGGAAAUGGGGAUGAACAUGGGAACAAGCUCUUCCACCAUCAGCUCGAAUUGUCAACAAGAGUAGGUGAAGGCGCACACAGAGACGUCUGCCCCGGAUUCAUGCUGAGGCAUACAGCAGAUGGUACACAUGCAGCUGUAGCAUGUGUGCAAAGCUCCUCCCCGAGGAAUCAGGCAAGGCAAAGAAAGUGUGCAUGAGGCCUGCUCUCGUUUUCAAGGUGGUCCAGCCGCUGCUGAAACUUUAUGGCGAGUACACAGUCUCAAGCAUCUGUUCUUAUCUCGGCCCCUUCCCCUUCCCCUCGCUGUCCGCAGUAGGAGGACACGUAUCUCUAGAUGUCAAGAGGGUCCGGCGAUGCCUAUGUCCUCUCCCUUUCGGCUGAGCGAGCCCACUGCCACCACCACCCCAUGUUCUCGAGGAUGGCCUCUCGUUGGAUUGUAGGGUUUCAGGAUUGUAACAUCGAGCCCGCCUAGCUGACUUCGCUGUUGAUUGUUCGUUCCCGUGUUGCAUCAGUCGCCAUGCUUCUUCACCACAGGCCCCGGAGAGAUCGAUGCAUGGUUGGAGCCAGGAAGAGGGAAAACACUGCGCUCAUCCCGUCAUCCCUUGAUGGGUUGUGCUUUAAAUCGCGUGCUGAGUGACACUACAUUGGAGGUAUUAUUAUGAUUAGAUGUAGCAGCACGCGUAGAGGGAGGGCGAGAGAUGCAAGCUGGAGAUGAUGCGGGGACAGGGAGGGGGUCUGAUCGGGCGGACAUCAGACGCCUCAAUUGACGUGCGCAGGAGAGAGAGAGAGAGAGAGAGAGAGAGAGAGAGAGAGAGAGAGAUUGAUGAGCGACAAGGCCGACGUCGCUCCUCUCCAUGGACUACUCCCCCUGCUGGCUGCAACCUCUGAGCUAAUCCCUGUCCUUCCAUGGAUGGUUGUAGCAUGCAGCCGUUAAGCCACGCCCAGUUGGUCCUCGUGCACAUGAAUCGAUGGGCUACACUAACGAGACAUCCAUUGCUGCUCCCCCUUGUCUUAUCUUGGAAAGUUUCUUUAUCAUUUCUCUUUCUAUUUCUUUCUUACGAUGCUAUUAUCUGAAGAAUAAUUUUAAUUUACAGAGAAGUUUGGCGACU